AUGGGCAGAGAAUACAACCUCAACACUUACUCACUGAAAGUUCCCCCAAAAACAGACAACGUGGCUCAAGGGACAGCAAUCAAGGAGGAUGUUAGUCCAGACUGGGCGAAGAGCCCGCUCCGCACGGGGCUGCGGCCCCCUCCCGGGGGGUUUCAGAGAGCGGCCCUGAGCCCGCGCUCGGCCGGGCCCGGCCGCCCGGUGCCCGUGGCAACGCGGCGGGCGGGGCGGCGCUUCCGGGCGGCGCCGGCGCUGACGCGGCGGGCGGGGGCUGACGGCGCCGCGGCCGCUCCCGUGGACUAUGAUAUUGAGGAAGAUAAGCUGGGUAUCCCCACUGUACCUGGGACAGUGACCCUGAAGAAGGACUCUCAGAAUCUGAUUGGGAUCAGCAUUGGAGGAGGAGCACAGUACUGCCCCUGUCUCUACAUUGUCCAGGUGUUCGAUAACACUCCAGCAGCCUUAGACGGCACCGUAGCAGCUGGGGAUGAAAUCACUGGGGUCAACGGGAAAUCCGUCAAAGGGAAGACCAAAGUGGAGGUGGCCAAGAUGAUACAGAUGGUAAAGGGAGAAGUGACAAUACACUACAACAAGCUUCAGGCUGACCCAAAGCAGGGCAAGUCUUUGGAUAUUGUAUUGAAGAAGGUAAAGCACCGGCUGGUAGAGAACAUGAGCUCGGGGACAGCAGAUGCCCUGGGGUUAAGCCGAGCCAUACUUUGCAAUGAUGGACUAGUGAAGAGAUUAGAGGAGCUGGAGAGGACUGCAGAAUUAUACAAAGGCUUGACAGAGCACACCAAGAGUCUUCUCAGGGCUUUCUUUGAGCUAUCACAGACACACAGAGCAUUUGGAGAUGUUUUCUCUGUCAUUGGUGUACGGGAGCCACAACCAGCUGCCAGUGAAGCCUUUGUGAAAUUUGCUGAUGCCCAUCGCAACAUUGAGAAGUUUGGGAUUCACCUUCUGAAAACAAUUAAGCCGAUGCUUACUGACUUGAAUACCUAUCUGAAUAAAGCUAUUCCUGACACGAGGCUGACUAUCAAAAAAUAUCUGGAUGUCAAGUUUGAAUAUUUGUCUUACUGCCUGAAAGUCAAAGAGAUGGAUGAUGAAGAGUACAGCUGCAUUGCUCUGGGUGAGCCUCUCUACCGGGUCAGCACUGGGAACUACGAGUACCGCCUCAUCCUGCGCUGCCGUCAGGAGGCUCGCACGCGCUUUGCCAAGAUGAGGAAGGAUGUGCUAGAGAAAAUAGAGCUCCUGGACCAGAAACACGUGCAGGACAUCGUGUUCCAGCUCCAGCGUUUUGUCUCCACGAUGUCCAAGUACUACGACGACUGCUACGUUGUGCUCCGGGAUGCGGAUGUCUUUCCCAUCGAGGUGGAUCUUGCUCGCACCACUCUCAGCUAUGGGCAGAAGGACACGUACACAGAUGGGGCGGAAGAAGAAGGAGAAAGCGAGAGAGAGGGUAAUGGGAGGGAGGAUGCAAAUGGAGAGAAGCUCAUUGAUGAUGCCUGAGUGUGUCAGCAUGGCCAGAGGGAGGACUUUGCAGACUUAUGAAAACAUGUAUUUCACGUGGCCAUUCAUCCUCCAUGAUUUCUCUGUGUGUCCAGCCUGGGAUUCCUCCUCUGCUUUGGGUGGGGUAGCUGGUUGGAUUGGGACCAACCUCUGCUUUCCUCUCUUUUCCUUUGCUUGUUUGCCUGGAUAAUUCUUUUUGCCCUUGGAGACUUCUGCUACCCAACCUGGUUACUGAGCUGUGGGGAGGAAAAGCCACUCCUACACCGCCAUGUGCCCCUGUGCAGGCAGGUCUCUGCAUCACUGCUUGCUGUCUUCAAGCUCCUUCUGAGGAUCCACCUUAGGACUGUGAUGGAAAUACCCCAGCUUUAAACAAGCAAGGAGACACAAAGCCUUGUGGAAAGAGGAAGAAGCUUUGGGGUUUUUUUAGUGUAAAGAAUGAGCAGCGUGCUCUCCUCUCUGCACAACUAUUUUAUGCUGCCUCUGGGCUAGCUAGUAGCAAUAGCUAUCUUCCCAUUCCCUAGUACAAGGGAAGCUGGGAAAGGAAAGCUGAGGUAAGUGAGAGUGCUUCUUUCCUUUUCUCUUCCCCUCCCUCCAUCCCUUUGGGCCAAUCCCAGAUGCAGAUGGCACUUUCUCUGUUAGUGUGCAGCACAAUUGCCAGGAGCGGUGGUGUUCUUGGGCCAGGGGUUUUGACUUGAAUUCUCUGUCCUUACAUUCUAGUGGUCAUGGGAGAAGUUAUUUAAGUGCAUUAAUUUAUGAUCAGGAUUUUUUUUUUUUUUUGGUAUUUGUGUUUCUCUUUGAUUUUGGAGCUUCUUUAUCUCUUUGGGUGCCUGGAAAAAAGCCAUCCAUGGUCAAGCUGCUCUGGAGAAUUUAAACAGACUGGUGUAGUGACUAUUGUCUGUAAUAAAGAAAUAUGUGACUUUUCAUUUCAUGUACUUCAUGCCUUUCCUAUGAGAGAUUUGUUUGCUUAUCUUGUAUUGGUUUUAAUCUUAAACUAUAAUCUUGG
Lonchura striata (white-rumped munia) is the source of this 2503-nucleotide messenger RNA. The record is from RefSeq and is a predicted model, not a curated record. Lineage: Eukaryota; Metazoa; Chordata; Aves; Passeriformes; Estrildidae.